Messenger RNA from Anolis carolinensis (green anole), 12845 nucleotides. It is a transcript of the gene dnah6, whose product is annotated as dynein axonemal heavy chain 6. The record is from RefSeq and is a predicted model, not a curated record. Lineage: Eukaryota; Metazoa; Chordata; Lepidosauria; Squamata; Anolidae. Gene Ontology annotation, molecular function: dynein intermediate chain binding; minus-end-directed microtubule motor activity; dynein light intermediate chain binding. Gene Ontology annotation, cellular component: dynein complex. The transcript is spliced from 78 exons. Bases 164 to 12637 code for a protein of 4157 amino acids. Gene Ontology annotation, biological process: microtubule-based movement.
UUAGAGGUGACGUUGGGGCCCUUGAGGGUGGCGUCCUUCCCUGAGGGAACUUUGCGAAGAGUUCGCCCCGAGGCCUUGGAGGCCUUUCCCGCCCGCACUGAGCGCGACGCUGAUUGAGGACUCGCCGGCUUUAGCACUGGCACAACAUUCAAGAAACGCAGACAUGUCCAAAAGGGUGUCACUGCCUUCUAUCCAACCUUCUCCACAAUCAUCAGAUACUCCUAAUUAUAGAAGUGACCAGGGAAGCUUAAUUGGAGAAUGUUCCUCGUCAAAUGGGAAAAGUUCUCCUUCAAAAAAUGAAUUAAGAAAGCGGUUGACUGUUACAGCUCCAAAAAAGAUGGCAAAAAACACUGAAGCUUUGAAAUUUGAACAUAAUACAAAAGCACAGGAGAGAACCCGAAAGCGUCAACAGCCUAUAAAACUGGAGCCUUUGCCCGUGUUAAAAAAAUAUCAGUGUCACAAUCAACCUGAAUAUAUCUACCAGAAGAACCGGGAAAAGUUGUUAGCAGCUGGAGUAUUAGCACCUACAACUUCAGCAGAGAAAAGGCAAUGGCCUGUUACUGUGGAACCAAUGGUAACUGAGAACCUUGAAGAGUUAUGGGAAAAAAAGUUACUGAGUGCCAAGAUUCGACCUCCCACUCCUCCCAAACAGCCACGUAGUGUGGUAAAGGUCAGUGCUUGUUUACCAAGCCCUACUCUACCUGUUCGUAUAUUUCAUGAACCGGAAGAAGUAGUUAAAGCUAACAUUAGAGACCCUUUGGAAAUUAUAAGAACAAUAUGUGAAAACAAACACCUUGGAUUCCUAUAUAUGACUCCUGCAGUGCCCAGGUCAUCAACGGAAUAUGAACCAUAUAAUCUAAAAAUCGUAAGUUAUGAUGGCAUUAAUAAAAAUGACUACUAUACAAUUAGCCCAAAAGGAGUUAUUCAUACAUGUAAUGGAGAAGUUGAAUAUCUGGAACUUUCACGCUGGGAACAGGAAUAUCUCUAUGACAGAGCACUCUCCCGAAUUACUAUAUUUACAAUAUUCCGCAAAUGGAAAUCAUUUAAUGUAUGGAGAAAAAAUGUCCGUGCCAGAAGGCUUAAAAUAUAUCGCCGAGCUUUGCAGAAGAACCUAUUCAUUGUGAAUGCUUGUUUGAGACCAGCAAUACUGAAUAUCCAGGAAAUGUGCUAUCAGAUAAGUGACUUGGCCCUUUGUCAAGUUGAAAAGGGCUAUCUAUACACAUUGGUGGAAUUCAAAGGUAAUCAGUUGGAGCAGCUAAAAGAAGUGACAUCUCGUCUGGCUGAGUUCAGGGAAUUAGCCAAAGAAGUUGUGGGGGGUGCCUGCAGAACUGCACUGCUUGAGGCGGGAUUUACCCCUGAUGAUUACUUUUAUAUAACAGAGAGUUCAGAACGGGUACCAGGUGUUGGAAGUGCAAUUAUUCCUCGGAUUGACAAAGAAAUGUAUGGUGAACAACCUGAAAAAAUGACAUACACAGAACAGGCCAACAAAAGAGCUCAGUGUGGAAGGUUGACAUGCUUUAUUCGUCUUGCUGACUAUCUUAUAGUGAAUACUAUGCAUGUUCUGGCAGUAAAAUCUGUCACUACUCUUUUGAAUUAUCUUACUGAAAAGUUGAAAAAGACACCUCCUUCAGAGGUGAUUCAGAAGUAUAAUAUAGAAGAACCACCUGAAGUUAUUGAGAAGAAGGGAACUUCACUGGUUGUGGGAGCAGAAGAAGAUGAGUCUACACCCUUGUUUCUUGCAGAGCUAAUUUUGGAGAUCCACGCACUACUGUUUGAACCAACUUUGGAUGACUUUCAGGUUAGUAUGGCAGAAAUUGUGUCUCAGUUUCAGGCAACAGUGUUAUCUGUUGCAAACCUUGUUCCUGAUCGAUACUUUGAUGCCUUCACUCGUCCAAUCAUUAACAAUAAAAUUGAAGAAAAAACAUGUGGUGAAGGACCAAGUUUAUCAGUAAUGUUUAAAGAUGAUAGACAUCUUCAAAAUCUUAUCUUACAAAUAAAGGAAACCAUAUUUUCAGCAUUUGAAGCAGCCAAUUUGUAUGCAAGUACUUUUGAAAAAUUUCGGUUAUUUUUUAAAGAAAAUGAAAGUCUGGACUUGGCAGCUCUGAAGAUGAAAGAACCUGAUGUCACAUUCUUCGCUGAACAACUGGAAAAGUAUCAUAUACAACACAAAGAAGCUGUGGCCCUGAGGCAAAAGAGAAACCUAGGCUUAUUGCUCAUAGAUGCUAAAAAGCUGAAAGACAAAUUGAUUCCCUCACCUAAGCGCUGUUUGGAGGUUAUUAAUGAAAUGCUUCCUAUAAUUGCGAAGAAAAAAGUGACCGCCAUUCUACUUGAGGCAAAUGAUGCGAAAUUUAAACUUGAGUUUCUACCAACUACAACUAUAGAAUAUGUGUUUAGCUUGACAUUCCUUGAUGAAAUACAAGACAGGAUUGAAACUCUUGAAGACGAAUCAAAAAUAGUAACACAGAUGUAUCGGCUGAUUGAACAAUAUACAGUACCAGCUCCUCCUGAAGAUCUGGCUUUGUUUUCAAGUCUCAAACCAUCCAUUAUUGCUGUUCGCAAUGCAAUUGACAAAGCUGUGGGCGAAAGAGAUGCUAGCAUUUUUAGAUUCUGUCAACUUUUAGACCUUGACAUUCAUGAACUGAAUGAAGAAGUUAAACUAGUUAAACGUGAAGCUCAGGAUCCUCAGAUUUUGGAUAUAGAUGCUGAUCAAGACAGAGUGAGACAGGUUUUAGCAGAGCUGCAAAGCAUUCUGGAUGAGCUACAGAAACGUGCAUUCCAGUAUAAGUCAUACCAGAAAAACUUUAAGGUGGAAGUAACAAAAUUCGAGGCGCUGGAGGAAGUUUGUGCAGAGUUAAAAUUGAAACAACUAUUAUGGGAUUCUCUUUGUGAAUGGGCAAUACUUGAAGAAGAUUGGAUGGAGUGUAAAUUUGAUAGCUUGGAUCCUGAAACGUUGAAUUCUCAAGUCUCCAAGUAUGCUAAAUUUGUGAAUCAGUUGGAAAAAGGUUUGCCACCUAAUAAUGUGGUGCCACAUCUCAAGGAGAAGGUGGAAAGAAUGAAAGAAAAGCUUCCUGUUAUCACAGAUCUUAGAAAUCCCUGUUUAAAACCCAGGCAUUGGGCAAUUAUGGAACAAAUAGUUGGUGCACAGUUAAUUGACGUGGAGAACCCAUUAACCUUAGAGAGACUUGUGGAUAUCAAUGCUUUUGACUACUCUCAGGAGAUUCAAGAUGUUUCUGGACAAGCUUCAGGAGAAGCAUCCCUGGAAGCAAUUCUCAAAAAGGUGGAAGAUGCAUGGAAAACAACAGAAUUUAUUGUCCUUCCCCACCGUGAUGCAAAAGAUGUUUUUAUCCUUGGUGGCACAGAUGAAAUUCAGGUCAUUCUAGAUGACAGCAGUAUUAACGUAGCAACAAUUGCCUCUUCACGGUAUGUAGGUCCUCUCAAGGCACGGGUUGAUGAGUGGCAGAAGCAGCUCUCUUUGUUCAGUCAGACAUUAGAAGAAUGGCUGACUUGCCAGAGAAACUGGCUGUAUCUAGAAAGUAUUUUCAGUGCUCCUGAUAUUCAGCGACAGCUGCCCGCAGAAGCCAAAAUGUUCUUGCAGGUGGACAAAUCCUGGAAGGAAGCUAUGAGAAAAGUUAAUCGGCUCCCCAAUGCACUUCGAGCAGCUACUCAGCCUGGUCUUUUAGAAACCUUUCAGAAUAAUAAUGCCCUUCUUGAUCAAAUUCAGAAAUGCCUGGAGGCCUACCUGGAGUCCAAAAGAGUUAUCUUCCCUAGAUUUUACUUUUUAUCAAACGAUGAGCUCUUGGAGAUUUUGGCACAGACUCGUAAUCCUCAAGCAGUUCAGCCGCAUUUAAGGAAAUGCUUCGAUUCAAUCUCUAAACUAGAAUUUGCUUACAUGGCUCCAGCCGAAGGAGAAGAAAAGGUUCUCACCAAUGAUAUUUUAGCAAUGUUGUCCCCAGAAGGAGAGAAGGUCAAUUUAGGAAAAGGACUUAAGGCUAGAGGAAAUGUUGAAGAUUGGCUUGGUAAAGUUGAAGAAGCAAUGUUCAAUUCCCUUAGACGCCUGAGCAAAGCUGCUAUCGCUGAUUACCAGGUCAAAGAGAGAGUAGAGUGGGUUGUUGCUGGACAUCCAUCCCAGAUUGUGCUCACCAUUUCUCAAUUGAUGUGGUGCCGUGAUCUGACUAUGUGUUUAGAAGGAGAUUAUCAUGAUCAUCUAGAAGCCUUAGAAGAAUUUGAAACAGAAAACUUUGAAAGGUUAAAUGCAUUGGCUUCACUAGUUCGUGGCAUCCUUCCCAAGUUGCAUAGAAAUAUCAUAACUGCACUGAUAACUAUUGAUGUACAUGCAAGAGAUAUUGUCACUGAACUUGUAGAGCAAGAGGUGGAUUCCGCUGACAACUUUGAUUGGCAAAGGCAACUACGUUAUUAUUGGGACCUUGAGCUGGAUAAUUGUGUUGCUAGAAUGGCUUUAUCCCAAUAUACUUAUGGCUAUGAAUAUUUAGGAGCAUGCCCCAGAUUAGUGAUAACUCCACUCACAGAUCGUUGCUAUCUCUGCCUAAUGGGAGCACUGCAGCUUGAUCUAGGUGGAGCCCCAGCUGGACCUGCUGGUACUGGCAAAACAGAGACUACCAAAGAUCUUGCAAAAGCACUUGCCAUCCAGUGUGUUGUGUUCAACUGUUCUGAUGGCUUGGAUUACAAGAUGAUGGGGCGUUUCUUCAGUGGCUUAGCACAAUCUGGAGCCUGGUGCUGCUUUGAUGAAUUCAAUAGAAUUGAUAUUGAAGUUCUAUCUGUAAUUGCCCAACAACUGAUUACAAUUAGGAAUGCAAAAGCUGCAAAGCUCAGUCGUUUCAUGUUUGAGGGUCGCGAAAUAAAAUUGAUCAUGACUUGUGCAGCCUUCAUUACAAUGAAUCCUGGCUAUGCUGGACGAACAGAAUUACCUGACAAUUUAAAAGCUCUCUUCAGGCCAUUUUCAAUGAUGGUUCCGAAUUAUGCUUUGAUUGCUGAGGUUAUUUUAUAUUCAGAAGGAUUUGAAUCAAGUAAAAUACUUGCAAGGAAAAUGACUCAGAUGUACAAACUCUGUAGUGAGCAGCUUUCUCAACAGGACCAUUAUGAUUUUGGAAUGAGAGCUGUCAAAUCGGUCUUAGUCAUGGCUGGAUCACUAAAAAGAGAGAACCCAAAUCUUAAUGAGGAUGUUGUAUUAAUUAGAGCACUACGAGAUUCCAACCUUCCGAAAUUUCUCACAGACGAUGCUAUUCUGUUCAGUGGGAUUAUAUCUGACCUUUUCCCUGGAGUUGUAAUCCCGGAGCAUGAUUAUGGGGUUCUACAGUCAACAAUAAUUGAUGUGAUGCUUUCCAAAGGAUUACAACCUGAGAAUUGUAUGGUUCACAAAGUUAUACAGUUUUAUGAAACUAUGCUGGUAAGGCAUGGUGUCAUGCUUGUUGGGCCAACUGGAGGAGGAAAAACUACAGUUUAUCAAAUACUGGCAGACACUCUAGGUUUGUUGCAUGAAGCGGGUGAGGAAAAUCCUUUCUACCAACCUGUUAAGACAUAUGUUCUGAACCCCAAAUCAAUUACAAUGGGCGAACUUUAUGGUGAAGUCAACAAUUUAACCUUGGAAUGGAAAGAUGGCUUAAUGGCUCUUAGUGUUAGAGCUGCUGUAGUCGACACCUCUGAAGAUCAUAAAUGGAUUAUCAGUGAUGGACCUGUAGAUGCUUUGUGGAUUGAAAAUCUAAACACAGUUUUGGAUGAUAACAAGAUGCUUUGUUUGGCCAACAGUGAAAGAAUCAAACUCACACCUUCUAUUCAUAUGGUAUUCGAGGUUGAAGAUUUAAGGGUUGCUUCACCAGCCACAGUAAGCCGAUGUGGAAUGGUAUACAUUGACCCUGAAGAACUCAAGUGGAUCCCUUAUGUAAAGACAUGGAUAGCAGGCCUUGAAGAAAAACUCAAUGAAGAAACAAGAACAUACUUGUUUGAACUCUUUUGUCGUUAUGUUGAAGAUGGUCUAAAAUAUGUGCACAAAAAGUGUUCACAGGCAAUAUCUCAAGUGGAUAUCAGUAAAGUUGUUACUCUCUGUUGUUUACUGGAAUCUUUGCUUAUUGGAAAAGGGGGACCAAGUAUGAAAUUGGAACAGUCAAGAUUAAAUUCACUUGUGUGCCAGACUUUUGUUUUCUGUUACUUGUGGUCAGUGGGUGGAAAUUUAACUGAGAAUUUUUGGGAUGGUUUUGAUACAUUUAUAAGACAACAGUUCGAGGACAACGCAGAUGCCAAGCUUCCAACUUCGGGUGAUUUGUGGAGUGUUUACAUUGAUUUUGAUACAAAACGUCUUGAUCCUUGGGAAAGAAUUAUACCUGCAUUUAAAUACAACCAUAAAUUACCAUUUUUUGAAAUGCUUGUUCCCACAACUGAUACUGUGCGCUAUGGCUUUCUAAUGGAGAAAUUGCUCGCUGUCAGACAUUCUGUACUGUUCACAGGAAUAACUGGGGUUGGCAAGUCUGUAGUUGCCAAGGCACUCCUAAACCGUAUACAAGAAGAAGCCGGAUAUGUUCCUGUUUAUAUAAAUUUCUCUGCUCAGACUUCAUCAUCAAGAACGCAAGAGAUCAUUGAAUCCAAAUUGGAAAAGAAAAGGAAAAAUAUUCUAGGGGCACCAGGGAAAAAAAGAGUUGUCAUUUUUGUGGAUGAUCUAAACAUGCCUAAAUUGGAUCGCUAUGGCUCUCAGCCCCCCAUUGAGCUACUUAGACAAUACCAGGACUUUGGAGGAUUCUAUGACAGAGAGAAACUGUUUUGGAAGGAAAUUCACGAUGUAACUAUUUGUUCAGCCUGUGCACCUCCAGGUGGUGGACGUAAUCCAGUUACACCACGUUUCAUAAGACACUUUGCCAUGCUGUGUCUUCCGACACCCUCUGAGCAUAGCCUUAAACAAAUUUUUCAGGCUAUUUUAAAAGGGUUUUUGAUGGAGUUUUCUCAAGCAGUAAAGCAGACCGCGAAAAGCAUAGUAGAUGCUGCUGUUGAAAUAUACCAAAGAAUGAGCAUUGAUCUUCUCCCAACACCAGCAAAAUCCCAUUAUGUGUUUAAUUUACGGGAUUUGUCAAAAUGUGUGCAAGGUAUAUUGCAAUGUGAUCCUGUGUCAGUUCGGGAACAAAUACAAGUAUUCAAGCUAUUCUGCCAUGAGUGCCAAAGGGUUUUUCACGAUCGACUCAUCUGUAAUGAAGAUAAACAAUAUUUUUAUUCAAUGAUAUCUGACAUGGCCAGCAAACAUUUUGGUGUUUCAGUUGACCCAGAUUCAUUUGUGCAGAAACCGAUAUUGUUUGGGGACUACAUUAAGGUUGGAGUCGAUAAAGCUGAUCGACUUUAUGAAGAGCUACCUGACAUGGAAAAGAUUAAAGGGGUUUUACAAGAUUAUCUGGAUGAUUACAACAUAGUAAGCUCUAAGGAAGUUAAGCUGGUGUUCUUCCAAGAUGCCAUUGAACAUGUUUCAAGAAUUGCUCGUAUGAUUCGCCAAGAAAGAGGAAAUGCUCUGCUUGUUGGAGUUGGAGGCACAGGAAAGCAGUCUCUAACUAGACUUGGAUCUCAUAUAUGCGGAUAUAAAUGCUUUCAAAUAGAACUAAGCCGUGGUUAUAAUUAUGAUACUUUUCAUGAAGACCUUAGAAAGCUAUAUAAAAUGGCAGGAGUGGAAGACAGAGAUAUGGUUUUCCUUUUCACAGACACACAGAUUGUAGUAGAGGAAUUUCUAGAAGAUAUAAACAACAUUCUAAAUUCUGGAGAGGUACCUAAUCUCUUUGAAAAGGAUGAACUGGAGUUUGUUAUGGCAGCCACCCGACCUAAAGCCAAAGAAGCUGGGAUAGCAGAGGGCAACAGGGAUGAGGUAUUUCAGUACUUUAUUAAUCGCGUCCGCCAGAAACUGCACAUUGUUCUGUGUAUGAGCCCUGUAGGAGAUGCUUUCCGAGCACGAUGUCGAAUGUUUCCAUCACUUGUGAAUUGCUGCACUAUUGACUGGUUUGUGCAGUGGCCCAGAGAAGCACUUCUUUCUGUAUCCAGGACAUUUUUGAUGAAUGUUGACCUUGGAACUGACCGCAUGAAAGAAAAGUUUUCCUUAAUGUGUGUAGACAUUCACAUGAGUGUGACGGAGAUGGCAGAGCAAUAUUAUGCUGAACUCCGGCGGCGCUACUAUACAACACCCACUUCCUAUUUAGAGUUGAUCAAUCUUUAUUUAUCCAUGCUAAGUGAGAAAAGAAAGGAACUUAUUUCAGCUCGAGAUCGUGUAAAGAAUGGUUUAACCAAACUAUUAGAAACUAAUGAGCUUGUUGAUAAAAUGAAAUUAGAUCUCUCAGCUUUAGAGCCAGUCUUAAAGGAGAAAUCAGUGGAUGUUGAAGCUUUGAUGGAGAAAUUAGCAGUGGAUCAAGAAAACGCAGAUCAGGUUCGGCGCAUUGUUCAGGAAGAUGAAGCUAUUGCAAAAGUAAAAGCAGAGGACACUCAGGCAAUAGCUGAUGAUGCACAGCGUGAUUUGGAUGAGGCCCUGCCUGCUUUAGAGGCUGCCAACAGAGCUCUUGAUUCUUUAGAUAAAGCAGAUAUUUCUGAAAUCAGAGUUUUCACUAAACCACCUGAUCUUGUCAUGACAGUGAUGGAAGCCAUCUGUAUUCUUCUAAAUGCCAAGCCUGACUGGGCAACUGCAAAACAGCUUCUGGGAGACUCUACUUUCCUGAGAAAGCUUUUAGAGUAUGAUAAAGAAAAUAUAAAAAGCCAAGUUUUGCAAAAACUACAGAAAUAUAUAAACAACCCUGAUUUUGUGCCAGAAAAAGUGGAGAAAGUGUCAAAGGCCUGCAAGUCUAUGUGUAUGUGGGUGAGAGCUAUGGAUUUGUAUUCUCGAGUUGUCAAAAUUGUGGAGCCAAAAAGACAGAAGCUAAAUGCUGCACAGGCAGAACUUGAUGCAACUUUGGCAACCCUUCGAGAUAAACGGAAAAAACUGAAACAAGUAGAAGAACAAAUACAGGAGUUACAAGACCAAUACGAAAGAAGUGUGGAUGAAAAAGAGAGUCUUGCAAGGACCAUGGCACUGACUCAAGCCCGUCUUACUCGAGCCGGAAGACUUACAGCUGCAUUAGGGGAUGAACAGGUCCGGUGGGAAGAGAGUAUUUUGAAUUUUGAGGCAGAGAUUCCAAACGUCAUUGGAAACGUAUUCAUAGCUUCAGCUUGUGUGGCCUACUAUGGAGCUUUUACAGCACAUUAUAGACAGCUGUUAAUAGAUUGCUGGAUCAAACAAUGCAAGGAUCUAGAAAUUCCUAUUAGUUCUGAAUUUAGCCUUAUAAAUAUUUUGGGAGAUCCCUUUGAAAUUCGACAGUGGAAUACUGAUGGAUUACCACGAGACUAUGUUUCAACUGAGAAUGGUAUUCUUGUGACACGAGGGCGACGCUGGCCGCUCAUGAUUGACCCUCAAGAUCAGGCAAACCGCUGGAUAAGAAACAAAGAAACAAGAAAUGGUUUGAAAAUAAUUAAACUUACUGACACUGGAUUUUUGCGCACUUUGGAGAAUUCUAUUCGUUUGGGUUUGCCUGUUCUUCUUGAAGAGCUUAAAGAAACACUCGAACCGGCUCUAGAACCCAUUCUUUUGAAGCAGACGUUUAUUUCUGGUGGAAGACUGCUCAUUCGCCUUGGUGAUGCUGAUAUAGAUUAUGACAGGAACUUCAAAUUCUACAUGACAACAAAAAUGCCAAAUCCACACUACUUGCCUGAGGUGUGUAUCAAAGUAACAAUAAUCAAUUUCACUGUUACUAGAUCUGGCCUGGAAGAUCAACUUCUAAGUGAUGUUGUGCGACUAGAGAGGCCUGAACUAGAGGACCAAAGAACCCAGCUCAUAGUCAGCAUCAAUUCUGAUAAGAAUCAACUGAAAGCCAUUGAAGAAAAAAUUCUAAAAAUGCUUUUCACAUCAGAAGGGAAUAUUCUGGACAAGGAAGAACUCAUCAACACACUUCAAGAAUCAAAGGUUACAUCUGGUGCCAUUAAAGUAAGGCUUGUAGAAGCAGAAACCACAGAAGAAAAAAUAAAUGUAGCUCGUGAAAAAUAUCGUCCUGUUGCCACACGAGGAUCAGUUAUGUAUUUUGUGAUUGCGAGCCUAUCAGAGAUUGAUCCAAUGUAUCAGUUUUCUUUAAAAUACUUUAAACAGCUUUUUAACACUACUAUUGAAACAUCUGAAAAAAAUGAUGUUCUUGAACUGCGAUUGGCUAUACUACUUAGCCAGACCCUCUAUGCAACUUACACUAAUGUUUCCCGAGGCCUUUUCGAACAGCAUAAACUCAUCUACAGUUUUAUGCUGUGUAUUGAGAUCAUGCGGCAGAAAGGAGAACUUUCAGAUGCUGAAUGGAAUUUCUUCCUCCGGGGAAGUGCUGGUUUAGAUAAGACACGACCUGACAAACCUGAUAUUCCAUGGCUUGAAGAAAAUACCUGGUUCAUGUCCUAUGACUUAGAAGAAACACUUGUGUGUUUUGCGGGGAUACAAGAUGACCUGUUGCUUGAGCCCAUUGUUAUUACAUUAGGGCAACUCGAAGUUCACAUCAACCCAGAUGAGUGGGAAGGCUAUAGGACAGAAACAGAAAAAAACAAAAGAAAAGACCUCAUACAAGACAUUCCUUGGGAUGCUAGACUGACCAAGUUUCAGAAAUUAAUUAUGGUAAAAUGCAUCAUGGAAGAAAAGCUUGUUGCUGCGCUUACUGAAUUUGUAAUUGAGAACCUUGGGAAGCAGUUCAUAGAGAAUCCACCCGUUGAUCUUGCAACCCUUUACCAAGAUAUGUCUCCUUCCACCCCACUUGUGUUCAUCUUGAGUACAGGCUCAGAUCCCAUGGGGGCAUUCCAGAGAUUUGCAAGGGAGAGAGAUUAUUCAGAACGUGUGCAGUCGAUUUCAUUAGGACAAGGUCAAGGACCUAUUGCAGAAAAAAUGAUUAAAGAUGCAAUGAAUACAGGAAAUUGGAUAUUUCUUCAAAACUGUCAUCUAGCUGUUUCUUGGAUGUUGCCAAUGGAAGAACUUAUAAAAACGUUUACAGAGCCAAAUGUCUCUAUCCAUGAAAGCUUUCGACUCUUUUUAAGUUCCAUGCCGAGUGAUACCUUUCCUGUUACUGUCCUUCAAAAUUCUGUUAAGGUAACCAAUGAACCUCCUAAAGGUCUACGAGCAAACAUCAGACGAGCAUUCACAGAAAUGACAGCUUCAUUUUUUGAAGAAAAUAUUCUGGGGAAAAUCUGGAGAAAAAUCAUUUUUGGCAUUUGCUUCUUUCAUGCAAUUAUUCAGGAAAGGAAAAAAUUUGGACCACUUGGUUGGAACAUAUGUUAUGAAUUCAAUGACAGUGACAGAGAGUGUGCCUUACUAAACCUCAAUCUUUACUGUCAGGAGGGGAAAGUACCCUGGGAUGCCCUUACUUACAUAACAGGGGAGAUUACAUACGGAGGGCGAGUUACAGAUGCUUGGGAUCAGAGAUGUCUACGCACAAUCCUGAGGAGGUUUUUUGCUCCUGACACGUUAGAAGAUGACUAUAAAUACUCUGUAUCAGGUAUCUAUUUUGCUCCAGUGGCUGAUAGCCUGCAAGAUUUUAAAGACUAUAUAGAAAACCUUCCUUUGAUUGAUGAUCCAGAAAUAUUUGGAAUGCAUGAGAAUGCCAAUUUAGCAUUUCAGCGUAAGGAAACAAAUACCUUAAUCAAUACAAUUCUUGAUGUACAACCACGAUCAACAACCCAAGGAACAGGAAAAAGCAAUGAUGAGAUUGUUGAAGAGCUUGCUACAUCAAUCUUGGCUAAAAUUCCUGAGAAACUUGACAUGGAUACUGCCACAGAAACACUUUUUGUCAAGGAUGACAAAGGGCGGAUAGACUCUCUGACUACAGUCCUUGGACAGGAAGUGGAUCGUUUUAACAACCUCCUCAGUCUUCUAAGGAACUCCCUACAAACACUUAACAAAGCAAUUGCAGGCUUUGUAGUGAUGUCAGAAGAAAUGGAGAGGGUUUACCAGAGUUUUCUGAACAACCAGGUACCAACACUGUGGGCCAACAAAGCAUAUCCAUCACUAAAACCUCUAGGAGGAUGGGUGAAAGAUCUUGUUCUGAGAAUUGCCUUUUUAGAUUUCUGGCUUAAAAGAGGUCCACCUAAAUCAUUUUGGAUCUCUGGUUUCUUCUUCCCACAAGGAUUUUUAACAGGAACUCUUCAGAAUCAUGCUAGAAAAUAUAACUUACCAAUUGAUGAGCUCAGUUUUAAUUAUAAUGUCAUCCCUGCCUAUCGUGAUCAAGUGCACGUUGCUGAAGCUGCUAAAACGUGUCUCUUUGGGCAACAAUUACCAAUGGAUCUCGAGCUACCUUCCCCUGAAGAUGGUGUGCUGGUUCAUGGAAUGUUUAUGGAUGCAAGUCGCUGGGAUGAUGAAGAAAUGGUUAUAGAAGAUGCUCUGCCAAGGCAGAUGAACCCAGUGCUGCCAGUAGUCCAUUUUGAGCCUCACCAAAAUUAUGAGCCAAGCCCAUCGUUGUAUCAUGCACCGCUCUAUAAAACUGGAGCCAGAGCAGGAACACUAUCCACCACAGGUCAUUCCACCAAUUUUGUAGUUACUGUCUUAUUGCCUUCCAAAAGGCCAAGUGACUACUGGAUCUCCAAAGGGUCUGCCUUGCUUUGCCAGUUGAAUGAAUAACGAGGGCAUGCUGCUGUCCAGCCAGAUGUCUACAUUGUGCUCACAUUGUCUUCCAGGUGCCAAGUUAUAACAUUAAAUUAAUGUCAUGCCAUUGGCAUAAUUACCCAGCGUGAUUACACUGUCAGAAGGCUAUAGCUUCUUUCUAAAUGAUUUGUAAAGUAAUUGCAUUAGACUUUAAUAAUAAAACGGAUGUGGUAUUUAUUUUCCA